Nestor notabilis (Kea) is the source of this 2310-nucleotide messenger RNA. RefSeq names its product TBC1 domain family, member 12 (gene TBC1D12). The transcript is spliced from 13 exons. The annotation marks the transcript as partial. NCBI's taxonomy places the organism in Eukaryota, Metazoa, Chordata, Aves, Psittaciformes, Psittacidae. The record is from RefSeq and is a predicted model, not a curated record.
AAACUUUUUCGCUAAAAGGACAAAGGAACUCAAACCUGCUGCCCAAAGUGCUCCUGGUUGGAAGUUGUUUGGAAAAGUGCCACCCAGGGAAAACCUUCCAAAAGAUUCCAAAAUUAUUCAGCAGGAUGACAGUUCUGGCAGUCUUGCGUCAAUAUCUGCUCUCAGUCUAUUAAACACAGGGGAAUAUGAAGCACGGACAGGAAGAAUGUAUAAACCUCCACCCCCAUCAGCAAGACGUAAAAACAUUGAAUUUGAACCACUUUCAACUACUGCUUUGAUUCUGGAGGAUCGACCAGCAAAUCUUCCUGCCAAAUCUGUGGAAGAGGCUUUACGUCACCGACAAGAGUAUGAUGAGAUGGUGGCAGAGGCAAAAAAACGAGAAAUUAAAGAAGCACAUAAAAGGAAAAAAAUAAUGAGAGAGCGUUUCAAGCAAGAAGAGAAUAUCGCUAGCGCUAUGGUGAUUUGGGUCAAUGAAAUACUACCUAACUGGGAAGGCAUGCGUGCUACCCGAAAAGUUCGAGAGCUGUGGUGGCAGGGAUUACCCCCACGUGUACGUGGGAAGGUUUGGAGUCUAGCUGUGGGAAAUGAAUUAAAUAUCACUCCUGAACUUUAUGAAAUCUUCUUGUCAAGAGCUAAGGAACGAUGGAAAAGCUUCAGUGAGACGAGUACUGAGAAUGACAUUGAAGAUGCAGGUGCGUCUGUUGCUGAUCGUGAGGCCAGUCUGGAGCUGAUUAAGUUGGAUAUAUCGCGCACAUUUCCAUCCCUGUAUAUUUUCCAGAAGGGUGGUCCUUACCAUGAUCUCCUGCAUAGUGUUUUAGGAGCAUAUACAUGUUACAGACCAGAUGUGGGAUAUGUGCAAGGGAUGUCCUUCAUUGCUGCUGUGCUCAUUCUCAAUCUGGAAGAGGCAGAUGCUUUCAUUGCCUUUGCUAACCUUCUAAACAAGCCAUGCCAACUGGCCUUUUUCCGAGUGGAUCACAGCAUGAUGCUGAAAUACUUUGCAGCCUUUGAAGUAUUUUUUGAAGAAAACCUUCCCAAAUUGUUUCUUCAUUUCAAGUCAUACAGUCUUACCCCAGACAUAUAUUUGAUAGACUGGAUUUUUACACUCUACAGCAAGUCAUUACCACUUGAUCUGGCCUGUCGUGUCUGGGAUGUUUUCUGUAGAGAUGGAGAAGAAUUUUUGUUUAGGACAGGAUUAGGAAUCCUUCGGUUAUAUGAAGAUAUUCUCCUACAGAUGGACUUUAUUCAUAUAGCACAGUUUUUAACAAAGCUUCCAGAAGACAUUACAUCAGAAAAGCUUUUUACUUGUAUUGCAGCUAUUCAGAUGCAGAAUAGUAACAAAAAAUGGGCACAGGUGUUUGCCUCACUGAUGAAGGACAACAAAGAAGGAGAUAAGAAUCAUAGCCCAGCACUGAAAAGCUAAUCAUUGUAAUGCUGAGGUCAGUUGAAUAUGUGGAAAACCACCUGAUGACAGGAGUUUUCACAUGACUUCUAUGUGGAAAAGCACUAUAGAAAAUGUGAAAAUUAAGUGGAAAAAUGACACAACUCUCAGUGGAGUAACGAACUGAUGAAAUCUUCACCCUUUUGCCAGUAUUAGCUUUUGUCGUGGGAAGAUUUGUUUUCACACAGAAUACUAAAACCUAUGAAACUGAGAAGUGGGAGAGUUCAUAUUUAAUACUUUAAAAGUAUCAGCUCAAUGCAAUAAACAUUUGUAAUAACUUCUGUUGGUACUUUAAAAAAAAAUGUUGAGGCAUAACUUUUUUUACAAAUACCACAAAGGCACUUUUUGGGCGGGAUGAGGGAAAUGCUAAAUCUUAAGGCCCCAAAACUGCUAUCCAAACCAAAUGCUUUGGUACAAAUAUUACCUCCAAAAUUAACCAUUUGAAAGUACUGAGGACCAAAUACGGUUGUUUGGUGUUUAUGUGCAAGAUGGUUAAGAUUUGGGAAGGGGUAUUGUCUUUCUUACUUGUGUUGUUUUGUUUUUGUUUUUUUUUUAAGUUGCAGCUUCAUUCUUCAGUCUGGGCAAAUGUAAUUAACUCAGGAACUGUGGAAGUAUUGUGCCCAAACCUGUUAGAGCAAAAUCAUCUGAAUUCUAAACAGUGGUAAGAUCAGGGCUGCUAUUUUUAGAGUGUACAGCUUUCAAAGCGAGUGGUGUUAAGCAUUUGUUUUGGUGCAUUGGUUGUGCAGCUUAUUAAAAAUGGAGUGGGUAUUCUGUGAAAGGGUUUUGCCACCAGAAGUUUCCUUUUGUUGAGCCAUUUCCAACUAAGAAAUACUUGUAUGUAAUGGUGAACACUAGAAACUGAUAAAGCUAUC